Molecule: messenger RNA, 4535 nt
Organism: Macrobrachium nipponense
Lineage: Eukaryota; Metazoa; Arthropoda; Malacostraca; Decapoda; Palaemonidae
Gene: Orp8
Product: oxysterol-binding protein-related protein 8-like
Cellular component (GO): cytosol; intracellular membrane-bounded organelle; membrane
Molecular function (GO): cholesterol binding
Source: RefSeq, a predicted model, not a curated record
CUGAGCGAGAGGCGAUCCGAUGCGCUUCUCGAUUCCCUCAGAGUGUCUGUUUGCGACAGAGUUGUGUUAGCAGUUGAGAUGUGUAGGUGUGCUGUGUUGUUUUCUUAAGCUAUGAUGGAAUUGUCAAGGAAUGUAGAAAAGGAAACUCUCGUUCCAGUAAUAAGCGUGGAGUCUGGCACCACUUCCGGAGGUGAAUGUAGUGACGUGAGCGGCUGCAACACUCCCCGAACAGAGCGCAGCGGGAGUGUGCGCAAGUCGUCGUUGGCCGUCCUUCUGCCUCGCCUCCCUGGUCUUCAUGGCUCCUCGGAGUCCCUCUACCACAGCCCCCAGUCCUCUCCAGGGAAAUCCUUGCUAAAUAGCAAGAACAAUAGGAGUCCUAGGAAUGACUCCUGUGAUUCUCCACUUGCCACUCUUUGUACAGAAACUACACCCCUAACAUUCACCUUCUGCCACCUGCCCUGUUAUGAUGGUGUCACAGAUUCGUCCACUUUGCGUAUGCCAGAUGGCCCACAUCAAGGGGGCUCCUCUUCCCUUUCCCGAAAGGAGUCGUACAAGGACCAAAGAAAAAAGUACAGAAAAGAGAAAAAGCGUGUGGCACGAGAACUCCUCAGUACCCUCAAGGAUCCAGCGGUUGUAGUACUGGCAGAUUGGCUUAAAGUACGAGGAACAUUAAAAGGGUGGACUAAACUAUGGUGUGUCUUGAAACCAGGAAUGUUGCUUCUUUACAAGAGUGCCAAAGUCAAGAAUAGUCAUUGGGUUGGUACAGUACUACUGAAUACUUGUGAGUUGAUAGAGAGACCUUCAAAAAAGGAUGGUUUUUGCUUUAAACUCUUUCACCCACUUGAGCAAUCCAUUUGGGCUACUAAGGGACCUGAAGGAGAAACUAUUGGGGCUGUUGUGCAACCACUUCCUUCCUCUCACUUGAUCUUCCGGGCUCCAUCCCAGGCUGCUGGGAAGUGUUGGAUGGAUGCUUUAGAAUUAGCAGUUCGCUGUUCAUCAAUCCUCAUCAGGUCAAUGACAACAUCCAGUAAAAGUGAUGCUAACAAUUCAAUUGAUUCUACAACAUUAGCAGCAGAUAAAUGGAAUGAGUCUGACUAUGAGAAACAUUUCAAGGACCAAGACAUAUCAGAUGAUUCCAGUACAGGUGCUAGCCCAGAUAAUAGUCCUGUGGCGUCGCCUCAGUCUGUAUGGCGAGAUUGUGUUUUACAAUAUCCAGCAUCAAGUGUUGAGGCUACGCCUACUCAUAGACCCAUGGUAAAAGGAGGAGCAGGAGUUGGCAAUUGUGACCUCUCUCCCACACCAUAUUAUCGCAAAUUAGCAGCUGCUAUUCACAUGGCAGAUCAAGAACUUAGAGGGCAAAGUACCUCAAAGAGAAUGUCCCUCAAUCCAGAGGAUGCAUAUUUUGCAGAUCAUUCACAAACCCAGACUCCUGAGAUUAAUGAAAAUCAGAAGAAAGUGUACACUUACCAACUGAGUCCAAAAGUUCCAGAAAAACGACUAAAAAUUGUCAAAAAUGAUUUGGAUGAUGCUAGCCACACAGAUGAAAAUGAGCAUCAGCGAGAAUCAGGUCAUUUUUCUGGAGCAGAACCGUUGUCAGGAACAGAGUCAGAAUCAGAGGAGGGAUCACAUAAAGGAGAGAAGAGAGAUGAUGAGGAGGAGGAGGAAGAUAUUGAAGAUGAUGUAACUCCAACAGAAUCCUCCUAUGUUCCAAAUUUUGAAGGAGAAAUGGGGGAGGCUGCUAGAGAAAGAAAAGCAAAAUGUGAUGAGUGGAUCCCAAAACAUUUUAGCCAGGAUCCAGUGACUGGAGUAUAUGUCUACAAGCACUCAGACUUGCGGCCUUGGGACCCCAGGACAGAUCUCUUCCAGUAUGAGUAUAAUUAUCUUAUAUCCACAAAAACAAGACACAAAGCUCCAAUGAUAAGAACAGCAUCAAUUGUCAGUGUUGAUCCAAAAUGUGAGGUUGUUAGAGUAGGUGGCGUAGAAGGAGUUCAACGCUUGCGUAAUGUAUUGGAGCGAGCUGCAGCUGAGGAAACCAGUUCAGGUGAUCACGAUGACCUUCAAGAUGCACCUGAUCACAUUACUCCUAUAAUUCCAGCUCCUGUAGUUCCAAAGAGAACUGCUCACUCUCUCUCUCCAAGUGUGACUGAUGCACUCAACAAAUUAUCAACCAAUCAAGAAACUGUAUUAUCAGAACUUAAAAGUUUGCGACUUGACAUCGAUGGUUUAACUCGGAGGAUGUCUGCCCUUGGCAGUGCAAAGCAUCAGUCUGGUUCUCAGGAUAGCAGCUCAGCUCUUUCUACCCAAUCAUGGGCAUCCAUCCUUGUGGCUCUAAUAUUUUACUCACUGAUUCAGUGGCUGGUUGAAAAGAUACGUUCAUAGCCACAGAUUUAAAGAUUACAGUAUUGUUUACACACAUACAUAUUGUUAUAGUUUUCUGUAUGUGGGUUAGUUGUACAUCAUAAGGUUAUUCGAUAUUUAAUAAAUGUUGCCAAAUGUACAGGAUGGGAAAGUGAAAAGCAACAUUCCCUAAGGAACAGACCCACUAGAAUAUUCUCAAUAGCUCUCCAACUUGUAUAGUAUAUGUUCUUUUAUAGGAUGCCAUUUGUUAUCAUCAUUAUUACUACUUGUGUCAGUAUAUAUCUUGGAGUACUUUUCAGUUGUCUAUGAAAGCUUAGCUUUAUGUUUGUUAAAAGUGUUAAACAUUCCAGUCACUGUUAAGAAGUUUUUACCAUUACCAUGUCCAUUAUGUAAGUUAAACAUUGAAUAACUCCGUGAUCAGUCUGCACAUGUUAGAUUGAAUGAACAUGAAAAACAUCCUUUGUCAGGUUAGACUUCAUGGAAUUUGGAAACCUUGGGUAUGUAAUUUAACUUGUAACCAGCAUCUUGCAGUCAUCCACAGAUAGUGGUGAGAAAGUUUUUAAAUGAAUAGGUAAAUCUUUGAAAAUUUCUGCAUUAAAGCUGUUAUAGUACUCGAGCUUUAGGUAGUUUAACAGUUAAAUAUAGAUCUUGUAGAUUUGGAAGUAUUGUACGUACCCAAGUUUGUUAUAGAGGGUGAAAUGUUGUAUCCAUUUUGUUUUAAAAGUGGGUUCAAGGCUAUAGUUAUACCCAUUGGGCUUGUCUAUGCUAUGAUAAGGUUUUGUCCUGAAUACAUUUACCAUUAAGGCCAAAUAAUAAAGCCAUAAAAUAAUUGGAUGUUGAAAAAUAUUUAUAAUUAAUAAGUAAUUUAGGUAAAGAGAAUGGUGCCUGAUUGUUGUGUUUACAUGAAGAUAUUUAAGUUAACCUUCAAAUUGUGUACAUUGUUACACACACACUCAGAUAUGGUGAAUGAUGUACAGUAAUAAAUGGUAACUGUUAUAUUCUUUAAACAGCCCAUUUUAUAUAUACUUAUAAGAAUAAACUGAACAAUUAACAAAGGACAUCAUACUUUGAUGAGAUGUUACUAGGAAAUCUAGCAUGUUCAGGAUGAUCCUCAUAUGAAUCUCAGAAUUCAUGAAGAAACCAGUGUACUCAUGGUCAUAAUCAUUAUACCAUCAUCAUCAUUGUGCCAAGAGCCUGUUAGGUUCUUCUGUAAUCCUUCCACAUUCCUUUAUUUUGUAGUUUUUAACCUUGUUAUCCAAGCUGAGAUAUUUAGUUUUUUACCUGAAUACUAAUAAGCAGUACAUAUAGUAAAUGUGAAGUAUUUGACUGGCUGUCUUAUAAGUUCAUACCACAUGGAAUUUUUUGAUACCGCAUGGGGAAUAUCUUGCAUUAUCUUUGUAUUUUAGGAAAUUGAUUUUUUUUAUUAGAUUUCAAGGUUUUCAUGAUUGUUAAAGUUUUCUAGUACACUGUCCAUUUCAUACAUAUGUGCACUAAUUAUAACUUAGUUUAUUGUUUGUUCUUCAAAGGUGUUUCCUUAUCGAUAUCAUAUUCUAUUUUCAUUAUUAAGGGGAAAGAUGGAAAGCCUUGGUAAAGACCUUUCAUUAAAUUAGUUGAAUAUUCAGGUCAAGUUUUGUCUUUGAGCAAAAUUUAGUGGCCAAAUAAGAUUCAGAUUACUAAGGUAGAUUCAAGAGUACCAUUAGAAAUGGCAUCUUUAACCUUUUUUAAAAAAAUAUUCAAAACAAUUGGUUAUGUUCUGUCAGUUAUGAUGCAUUGGAGAAAUUGUACUUGUAAAUACUUGACUUUCUUUCUUGGAAUAAAUUAUUGCUUUCUUGGAUCUUAAAUUAUAAAUGUGGGGGUGGGAGUGUUUGAAACACAAAUAGAACAUUGCUCAAUGCCUCUAGAAUUGAACAGUUAUAGUUGUAUCCAUCUUCAUUUUAGACAAAAUUAACUGAUAUGAAACACAAUUGUGUGGGUUUAUAGUGAUUUAGAUAAAAAUUAUAGUGGAUGAAAUUCAUAAUGGGCUAGAAAAGUUAAUUUUAUAAGCCAGUAAUGGUUUUUAAUAGGUUGAUAUUGCCAAUUUUUUUAACUUUUCUUAUUAUUGUAUUUGCUUAUAAUUUAAUAAUGAAGUAGCAUUGUGUGUUUUUUAGUUGAGAAUAUUAAAGGUUGUUUACAACUUU